This is a messenger RNA of Parathielavia appendiculata, 1356 nucleotides long. RefSeq names its product phosphoglycerate mutase-like protein. The transcript is spliced from 3 exons. NCBI's taxonomy places the organism in Eukaryota, Fungi, Ascomycota, Sordariomycetes, Sordariales, Chaetomiaceae. Bases 255 to 1184 code for a protein of 309 amino acids. Gene Ontology annotation, cellular component: cytoplasm. The record is from RefSeq and is a predicted model, not a curated record. Gene Ontology annotation, molecular function: phosphatase activity.
GCUUCUCAGAGAUCAAUCACACAUCACCGUGGAGGAUUGACGAUUCAUAUCUUUGAAAGUCCGAUUUGGGAUGCCAAGAGCUGCAGUGAGUGUCUCGGACUUCGACUUCAAAAUGCGCAACGUCCCCGCACCACGCAUUGAGGACUCUUUCUCAUGCAAGACUUGGAGGACGCUCACCGCCCUGUACAGUCUAGCCUGACGUGGCUGCCACAGUUCCGUUGUUCCGCAGUUUGCUCUGUCCCAGACUUCAAACCAUGACCUUAAGGAAAUCAAAGUUGAAAUACACGGCCGUCACGGGGUUCUUCGAGCACGAUACGCAACCAGGCCCGCCAUUUCUGGCCACAACCUUACCAGGGCUUGGGUUGAUCGACCGGGUAUAUGAGACGGAUGGUAAAUUCGAUCCCCAGCGCCAGAAGGCAGCCUGGGAGCGGUUCGCGCGCUACCUUGACCAUUUGAACAGGCCAGGCAGCCGGGCUGUGUACAAGCUUCUAUAUGCGGCUCGUCACGGCCAGGGCUACCACAACGUCAUGGAGGCAGAGAUCGGGACGGUUUUGUGGGAGUCACACUGGGCAAAACUAGUUGGCAACGAGAAUAUGACCUGGGCAGACGCUCGUCUGACCGCAGUCGGCAUACGCCAGGCCGAGGACAUGAAAGCCUUCUGGGCAGACGCCGCCGUCAACCUAAAACUACCAUUGCCCUACCGGCACUACGCAAGCCCCCUUGCCCGCUGCCUGGAGACCUGCGAGAGAGCUUUUGCAGACCUAAAGCUGCCAUGCGCCGCCGGCGAGGUACCGCCAUUCGAACCUCGCGUCAAGGAGCUCCUUCGGGAGCGACUGGGAAUCCAUACGUGCGACCGCCGUCACACCCGGUCUUGGAUACGAACCAACUUUCCGCAAUUCUCGCUCGAGCCCGGCUUUGCAGAGGAGGAUGAGCUGUGGUGUCUUGAUGUGCGUGAGACGCCGGAGGAACAUGCGGAUCGGGUCGAGGCCUUCCUGGAUGACGUGUUCUCGCACGACGUUGUGCCCAUCAUCUCGGUCACCGCCCACUGUGGGACGUUUGAGGUGUUGUGUCAUCUGAUCGGCCAUCCCACGGUCAAGUCCGCGCCGGGGUCUAUUGUUCCGUUUCUAAUCAAGGCUGAGGCUGUUCUUGACGAGGAAAGCGUUGACGGGACUGCUAGCGCUUAGCAGAUCUGCUGCUUAUUUUGGAAGACACGCGGAACAUUCUAGUUGAAGUCCGUGACCACCCGUUUGUAUUCUAGCAAAUUUACCCGUCACUCAGAUCAAGAACUUGUCUCUACUACCCUAAGUUCGACGGUCAGACAGGGUAGAGAAUCAACCCUCAAGCGUUAAGUCACCG